Molecule: messenger RNA, 4789 nt
Organism: Gambusia affinis (western mosquitofish)
Lineage: Eukaryota; Metazoa; Chordata; Actinopteri; Cyprinodontiformes; Poeciliidae
Gene: pitpnab
Product: phosphatidylinositol transfer protein, alpha b
Exons: 12
Coding region: 412-1224 (270 amino acids)
Biological process (GO): phospholipid transport
Cellular component (GO): cytoplasm
Molecular function (GO): phosphatidylcholine binding; phosphatidylcholine intramembrane carrier activity; phosphatidylinositol binding
Source: RefSeq, a predicted model, not a curated record
AUUUCAGUCAAAAUAAAUUCCCAAUGCUUUAAUUUGUGCAGCCGUGCCAUUUGUCACCUGCGGGCCGUGCGGGUGCACCGCAGACCAUUCUCCGGGUGAACCGUUGUUUUCAGUGUGCGUCCGUUUCCUCACGCAGCGCCCUUUUUUUCGGUGAUCUACGCGCAGCAGCAGCAGAGCAGCAGCAACGCCGCGCGGCGGCCCCGAUCAGGAAGUGAAUCUGAAGAAAAUAAGCGACUGUGGAGGUAGAAUGACAUAGAGACGGGGUGGGGGGAGAGAGGUGGGAGAGAAUCGAGCGGAUAAAUAAAGGCGACUAUAUAAACGGAGGGAGGAAUCCGACCCUGUUUCUGGAUCCGUUUGGGAGCGGCGCCUGUCUGGGAUAUACCUCCACAGCACCGCUGAAAUAACACAAAGAUGCUCAUAAAGGAAUAUCGAGUGAUUCUUCCCAUCUCUGUGGAAGAGUACCAGGUGGGCCAGCUGUACUCUGUAGCUGAAGCCAGUAAGAAUGAGACGGGCGGAGGCGAAGGAGUAGAGGUGCUAAAAAAUGAACCCUAUGAGAAGGAUGGAGAGAAGGGCCAGUACACACACAAAAUUUACCAUUUGCAGAGUAAAGUGCCAUCAUUUGUCAGAAUGUUGGCUCCAUCUUCAGCUCUGAACAUCCAUGAGAAAGCCUGGAACGCAUACCCUUAUUGUCGUACAGUCAUCACUAAUGAGUAUAUGAAAGAUAACUUCCUGAUCAAGAUUGAGACGUGGCACAAACCUGACCUGGGACACCAGGAAAAUGUACACGGUUUGGAUGCAGAAACCUGGAAAAAGGUGGAUGUAGUCUAUAUUGAUAUUGCAGACAGAAGCCAGGUGGAGCCAAAGGACUACAAACCAGAGGAGGAUCCCUGCAAGUUCAAGUCAGCAAAGACAGGACGAGGUCCUCUAGGACCAGACUGGAAGAAGGAGCUUCCUAACAAGAAAGACUGCCCACACAUGUGUGCCUACAAACUGGUCACUGUCAAAUUCAAGUGGUGGGGUCUGCAGAAUAAAGUGGAGAACUUCAUCCAAAAGCAAGAGAAGCGCUUGUUCACAAAUUUCCACCGCCAACUGUUUUGCUGGAUUGAUAAGUGGAUUGAACUGAACAUGGACGAUAUUCGUCGCAUGGAGGAGGAGACUCGCAGGGAGCUAGAUGAAAUGAGAGUCAAGGAUCCUGUGAAAGGAAUGGUGGCUCUAGAGGACUGAGACUUUGUUGGACAUAAAUGCUGCCGCUCAUUAGAUUAGACCUGAAACCAGCGGGUUCACUCCUCCUUUUGUCUCAACUGAUAUGUCUGACUGGACGGUCCAAAUCCUACUUUCCGCAGUAGAUUUUGGUCUUCUCGGACCUGGACCCAGUACACUCCCAGUUUUCAGCUGAUCUCCUCUACGUUGUCUGUCUUUCCUUGUCUGAUUUUGUUUCGUUGUUUUUACUCAUUUGCUGUUUACACCUAGCUUAAACUUUUUAAGGCCCCCAGGAGCAUCAUUACUAAUAUUCUGAGUUACUUCGAUCUUUUUCUCUCAAUUUUGUUCUAAACUACAGAGAACAGUGAGAACACUGUCAUUCAUCUCUGCAACUAAGGACAUAUUUUAGACAAAAUAUCACAGUGGCACAUCAGUAUAGUAUAAUGCAGUCUGCUUCGAACCAGCCAAUAAGGUUUUAUCCCCAGUACCUGCCUUCCAGCUUCAAGGCGUUUGUCAAUUUUUUUGCUGCUUUGUGAGUUUGUGUGUGUGUGUAUGUGUGUGUGUGUGUAUGUGUGUGUGUGUGCACGCUUCUGUUGUGUGCCGGUGUGUGUUGAUAGGUCAUCAAAGUUUCCAGCCAGGUUUUUCUUCAAACACAUUAUUUCAAGCUCUGGAUGAACAUGCAGUAAUAUGAGGAUUAUGUCUAACUCUAUGAAUAUUUAGGUAGAAAUAGUCUAAAAACAUGCACAUAAAAUGUUAAUCACAGCUGACAGAGUAAAUGAAAAACAGCCAUAAAGGAUUUGAGGACAGAGAAAAAAAAGUUUUUCUUUUCAGAGCCUUUUUUUUUUUCUUGAUGUGUCAUUUCCAGUGGAUAAAUGGUCUUAUCCAGCAAAAGCAAUAACUAUCAUGACAUGUUGGGUCUCCUUUUUUAUCAUCACAAAUCUGUUUUAGUCCUUAGUUUGUUUCUGUUGUGAGGUCAGUUUUAGGAAAGCAGAGCCUGAGCUGAAUGUCAGGAGCUUAAGUGUAAGACUUUCUAUAGAGUGUUAUCUUGUUAUUUAUUUCAUUGUUCUUACUUAUUUCUCUAGAAUUAUGCUUAGGACUGAAUGAGUAACAAUUAGUGGUGUGACAGUUUGCAGAGACCUGAUGAAUGACUGGGUGAAGAAGUGAGGAACGGCUCACUCCACAUCAUUGUUCUCUGUUUUUAUCGUCUCCUUUGUCCUAUCUUAUUGUUCUUUUUCUCAUGUUAUAGAUUUCACACACUUUAUUAUGCCAUAUACUUUAACAGGAGAAUGUGCAAGAGAUCACAUUAAGGAGCCAAUCAAUUACAUUGAUUGAUUACAUUUGGAUCGCUACAAAAACUGCCACAAAAUUUGGAGGCAAUAAAAUUCAAAAUUAUAUUUAUUUUUGGAACUUUAUGUCCAACAAUUUCAAAGGCUUAAUUCUGGACACAUAUGAGGAGUUUAUAUAAAUAUUUAUUUGUAAUAAUAAACAAAAGGUUCAGUGGAAGGGCUUCCCAUUGGCCUUUAUUAGACAUAGACCACAUGAUGUCAUAGUUUGUUUAAAAAAACAAACAAACAAAAAAACAGGUUUAAUUUGUCAUUUUACAAAGUCUUACUGAUCCCUCUGUUGUAGAAACUGUGCUUAUGGGAAAGCUUGUUUGAAAUAAGGAUGAGUCAUCAUCACGUCAUCACUGACUUAAUUUUAAUCCUUAACUAGGUUUUAGGUCAGUUUGUUAAAUCUAGACAAAUUCAGUCAUUUUCUUUUAGUUUUGUUGUUUCACAGUAAACCCUGAAACUGAACUGAUCAUUUAAACAAUUUAACAAACAAUUUGUUAUAAAAUCAUUAGAGAGAACAACUAUUAUCUAAACUUUUUAGAAUCUUCUUUCAUUAUGCUAGAAGCCUUUUUUUUCACAGCACUGUAAUUCAAUAGGCCUACCAAGGGUCAAAAGUGACACAAUCCAAUGAACUAAUUGAUGAAUAAUUAUUUAUAUCAGUGAGACUUUGAAUAAAAUGUCAAUAAAUAUAUUCAAUAUUUAUAAAUAUGUUAUUUUGUUUUGUAUUUAUGUAAUGAUUUAUUAAACAAAUGUAUAAAAAAAACAACUAAUGAAAACCAGUGAAAAUCAACAGUUAUAUGUUGAAUAAAUGAUGUUCUCACAAGUCACACAGCUUAAUUACAGACCAAUCAUCUGUAACUACCAUCUGCAGGGCAGUUAGCCCCACCCACUUACCUUUACAGGUGAGGCCAAUAAAUUCUUGAUGACAUGCAAUAUGAGAUUAAAUACUGACAUAUUCAAGCAUCCUUUUAACAUGAUGAAUGGACAACUUAAGUAAUUAUUUCCUAAUUUAACAACGUAUUUGAUUAUUUGCUUAGAUUAUUUUCAAUAAAGUAUUUUGUGUUAAAUUAAUGGAUUUUAUUUCAUUUAAAUCACAUGUACAUAUGUUUUGUUUAACAUCUCUUUUAUGCAUUGACUUGUUGCACUUUUGGCCCUCAAUAGCCAAAUUGCUUCUCACUGUCGUUUACCUCCUCUGAAGAGAACAUGGAUGUCCCAUCCCUCCACGUCUGUGUCCAUCAUCUCUCUGUUUGGGUUUGUCAACUGGGUCAUGGAGAUUUGUGGAUGUACUGUGUGUACUGACUUUGUAAAUAGUAAAUAAAUUAAUGUAGAUGAACACACAUAUAUGGAUGAGACUGUCCUGCCAAGUGUGCACAACACCCUCUCAAGCACUCCUGAUCCAUUAUUCAAAAACCUCACAGACUCCUACAGAAACAUUUGAGUGUGAAAAUGUAGAGUUACAGUAGCUAAAAUUUAGUGCAGGUAAGAAAUUGUUUAGAUCGAUAUGGAAUGUUAUUUAUUUAGGGAAAAAUUUUUACAUAUAAAAAUUUAGCAGCAGCUAGGAGCUGAGCUUUGCUAUUUGUGUUCAGAGGAAAACAUUUGAAGCGAAGCAAGCACCUCGAUCACUGUCCCUCAGAGGGGACGUCUUCUCACUGGCAGGACAGUGUAUAAAUAUAUAUUUUUGUUCUGAAUGUUGUAGUACCUCUGUUGUCGGUCUCUGGAUUACACUCUCUUCUCUCAUUGAAAAGGUAAACGUUACUGUAGCGUGGGUCAGUGCGUUGAUCCACAUCGUGGCAAAAUCGUCGACGUGGAUCCCCAAUGCAUGUCGGAUUGUUGUGCUCCCGUUGUUAGUCAUGAAAGAUGAUUAUCCUACCUGGCCUUCAAUGGAAGCACAGAAGUACCCUAACAAGGAAUGUGGUUUCCAAACAGAUGCUAAGAUAAGAUUUUAAGAGCUCAAAGACACAAAAGUUAUGAGAGAACAUAUUUUAACAGAGACAAUCUAAUAUAUCUCUUUUUAGAUUCCUUGAUUUUUAAUUGGAGUAUGAAGAAACCAAAUGAUUCCAUAAUCCUGAACUGUUUUUAAAUCUCUCUGUCUCUCUUUUUCUCUCUCACUCCUGUUACCUUGUCUCCUGUUUUUUUUUUCUUUUAUUGUGAAUUUGUGCCUUUUCGUCAUCUUAUUCUCUAAUAACACUACUGUACAUCAGAGACAUAACGAAAUGAAUAAAGACUCAAAGUGACUAUACAAAUUUAGAGCAUGAUGU